Harmonia axyridis is the source of this 5841-nucleotide messenger RNA. RefSeq names its product probable nuclear hormone receptor HR3 (gene Hr3). The record is from RefSeq and is a predicted model, not a curated record. Gene Ontology annotation, molecular function: RNA polymerase II cis-regulatory region sequence-specific DNA binding; nuclear receptor activity; zinc ion binding. NCBI's taxonomy places the organism in Eukaryota, Metazoa, Arthropoda, Insecta, Coleoptera, Coccinellidae. Bases 1122 to 2774 code for a protein of 550 amino acids. Gene Ontology annotation, biological process: regulation of transcription by RNA polymerase II. The transcript has 10 exons. Gene Ontology annotation, cellular component: nucleus.
GUAGUAGCGAAACUGCCCUACUAUCAGCCCCGAAUGUAUACAACCGGCCGAGAAAAGUCUGUACGCGUUUCCUCAUGAAAUUUUCCGGGUAACGGGGUCAAACGAAAUUGCGUCAGUGUGUGAACACAUCACAACGCUUCGUGUGCAGGGUUUUCCCAACCCUUACGGAAAAAAAUCGCAGACUACGUGAUAUCUUCGUAUCGUUUUUUGUGCGUUUCGCCGCUUGUUUUCGCAGGUAUCGAUUGAAAAAAUUAUUGAUCUAUUUCCCCCCAUCUCCAUGUAACGCGAUCAACGCCGUGAAAAUGGAUGAAAAACCGGUUUUUCCCCAUCAGCAACCUGGAUACGUCCGAAACAGUGGAUUUUCUGGUAUUUUACACCCAGUUCUUCAAUAACCCAGUUCCGAUCCCGGCUUGUUUUCUCAUGGUCCAUCCAACCUUAUUCACUCUGUAUUGUAAUUCAACAGUCUCGACUAGAGAACGUAUUUCGAAGCAAUAGUUCAAGAUGAGAACCCCCUGUCCAAACCUGCAUUGAUAUUAAUCUCGAAAUUCAAAGACUGUAACCGACUGAUUAACCGACUGAGCCAUCUGAAUCGACUGAUCUAACACCAAUCGAGCAAUUCUCUUUUUGAUAUUUAAACUCGGUGUCGUUCUACGUCUCUCGAAUUGUACUCCCUUUAUUCCUUGGAAAAGUCGUAAGUGUUCUUUGAUGUUUUUGUAAUCCCGAUUUUGUACGUAUUUUAUAAGGUUUUUCUACUGGAUUUUCCCACCGCACGAUCGUAAAAAAUUGAUGUUUCUCGCGUUUUAAACCAUAUUUUCGAGGCAAAGUUGAUAAUAAACUAAGUCAAAGUGUAUACCCCCACGAAGACCACCCUGUAUCUCGUUAAGCUGGCAGAUCAGGACAUCAUCACUUUAGAGAUACACGAAGUGCAGGAUGUCCAAGGAUCUCCCCCUGAGGAAGCCAACGCCUCAGGUUCCACCGUUGUCGAAGUCAGUAAUUCGGAAAAAAAUCAGCCGGUUCAGAACUCGAUACAGGCGGCUCAGUCGCCGCCUCAGCAGCAGGCGCAGCAGCCUCAGCAGACUCAGCAGCAGGCUGCCUCCUCGACUGCGACGAGCAACACAGUGAUGACAGCACAAAUCGAGAUAAUACCUUGCAAGGUCUGCGGGGACAAGAGCAGUGGCGUUCAUUAUGGUGUGAUAACUUGUGAGGGGUGUAAAGGAUUCUUCAGAAGGUCACAAAGUUCAGUGGUGAAUUAUCAGUGUCCCAGAAAUAAGAACUGUGUAGUCGACAGGGUUAAUAGAAAUAGGUGCCAGUACUGCAGAUUACAAAAAUGUCUACGGCUCGGCAUGAGUAGAGAUGCUGUCAAAUUCGGUAGGAUGUCCAAAAAGCAAAGGGAAAAAGUAGAGGACGAGGUACGGUUUCAUAGGGCCCAGAUGCGAGCACAGAGCGAUUCAGCGCCAGACAGUUCGGUGUUCGAACAGCAGACGCCUUCGAGUAGUGACCAGCUCCACCACAGCUUUAAUGGGUAUAGCUACAGCAACGACGUGGGCAACUAUACGUCCUACUAUACGGGAGCUACGCAAGUCCAGACCACUAUGGGCUACGACAUAUCCGCUGAUUACGUAGAUAGUACAACAGCUUAUGAUCCUAGUCCGCGUCUUGACCUGAUAGACACCAACAGCCUGAUGCACGCACUUGGAAAUACAGGCAAUACUAAUACCAGCGCCAGUGGUGGUAGCGGUACGUCCAACGGCAAACACUCGGAUUGCUUGUCCCCCUCGGAGUCCUCCCGGCCCUUCAAACGUCUGGGAGCUUCUGGGGUGUCCUCGCAGUCGGACGUCAAGCAGGAGGGCGAGGCCCUCGUGCCGUCCGUGUACGUGGACAGCACCACGUUCGUGAACUCGCCCGCUGGUUCCUCUUCCGCGCCUGCGCUACUACCGAUCUCCGUCAGGAUCCAGCAGAUGAUGGAGGAGGACGAGUGCGAAUCCGUCGACGAAUCGUUGCCUAACCCGGCCCAAAUGAGGGAACUGAUCCUAUCGUCGAUCAGGGACGCCUUCGUGCGUUCCUGCCAAUUCACUCAGGACCAGCUGCAGGAGAUGUUCCGCAAACCGAUCGACCAUUGCAGACUGCUCUUCUACAAGAACAUGUCCCACGAGGAGAUCUGGCUCGAGUCUGCACACAAACUGACCAGCGUAGUUCAGCAAAUAAUCGAAUUCGCCAAACUGCUGCCGGGCUUUAUGAAACUUUCUCAGGACGACCAGAUCGUGCUUCUCAAACAAGGAGCGUUUGAGGUAGCCCUCUGCCUGCUAUCCCGCUACAUCGACCUGACCAACAACUCGAUCCUGAUCGGGGACAUGAUGAUCCCUCAGGACGCCUUCUACAGCGCGGACACGUCCGAAUUCAAGCUGGUCACCAGUGUGUUCGAGCUGACGAAGAGCAUAACGGAACUGAAGCUCACGGACGAAGAGCUCGGCCUGUUCGCCGCCAGCGUCCUCAUAUCUCCAGAACGCAAGGGUCUGAAGGGCAUCACCGAGAUCAGUCGCGUGCAGUACGCCAUCUUGAAGGCUCUGAAGGCGGAGCUGGAGAAUUCCCACAGCAUCCCGAUCAAGGGUGACGUUACCACCUUUGAUUUUCUGAUGACGAGGAUGCCCGUUCUGAAGGAAAUGAACAUUCUUCAUCUGACUGCUCUGAUAAAGUUCAGGAGAGCGAAUCCCCACAUAGAGUUCCCCGCAUUGCACAGGGAACUCUUCACCGACACCGACUACUCCGAUAGUUGAGUAAACGGCAGCAUCUUCUGAACUGUAGCAGCAGGAUCGUGUAGCUACUAUUCCUUGAAACUGAUUGUAUCGGCCUUAACUACAUAAAUAUGAUAAAGAUUAAUUUCGUUAUAAUGAGAUAAAAAUUUAUUGUUGUGACAUAGAAAUUUAAAAAAAAAGCAGAUCUCUAUAAGAGAAUUGUUGGCGAGACCGCAACCCGGAUCUUAAACGCGUGAAGAUGUGUUCAUAUAAUUAACAAAAAAAAAAUAUGUAUGUAUAUGCAGUAUCACCCGAACCAGAUAUUUUCCGUAUUAAAAGAAAAAUAUGCACAGAGAUCGACGGACAAGGAACCGGUGAUUUGAUCGUUCUACGACUGGGAACUACUGUAUAUAAUCCAGGCCCUGAUUUGAAAGUACAACUUCGUAUUUUUUGAGGUUUGUUGUUCAAAGUUCGUUGAUAUUUAUAAGAGAUUUAUCUUUUUUGGGGGGAAAUGGGAUGGGGGAGGUUGUCCUCUGAGAUACCCGCGUAUUUCAGAUCGAACGAAAACAAAAUGGCGUGCAAUACCACAAAACUCUUCGUUGAUAAUAAUGAAAGUUCUGAAUCCUACAAAGGUGCUGACUCGUUCGAUACACGUCCAAAAAAAGGUUGCUGUCUCGAAAACGAUCCGAUUUAAUAACAGAUAUUGAUAACUUAUGUAAUCUGCCACACUUAACACUAAACACGUAAGUUUAAAUUAUAUACACGUUUAGACAUAUAGAUAUACAGGUCUUGACAAAAUCGAUCAUGCGGAACCCCUGUCCCCUCUAGACUCUCACUCUUCCCAUCUCGGAAUAAAAAAUAAACUCUUGCAAAAUGCACUGAUUGCUCUUUAGUUUUGUCACCUCCUGUAUAUAGGACACGUCGAAAAACGAUGGAAAGAAUAUGGGCGAAUAAUUGAAAAAAAAAAUUAAAAAAUAAAAGGGAAUCAAUCGAGAUAUCUCAAGACUGCCAAUUCCGAAAUUGACGACUCCAAUUUUCGAACGUUCAAAAAUGGGAUAAAGUCGCGAUUUUUUUUUCGUCGAGAAACGGGAAGUUAGGUAGACGUAGGGUUUUUUAAAAAGGAACGGAUUCCACACAUCAUUUCGUUUUUUUGAUUUUUUCGUAAACGAGCGAGGAAAAUUUUAGGAAUAAUACCUGAUACACUUGAAAGACUGUAAUGCUUGUUAUAAGAUUGUACGCAUAAAAAAAUUUCUAUAGUUCGUAUUUCUCCGUUUUUCGAUGUGCUUAUUUUAAGUUAAGUUUUACUUGGUGACACAUGGUUUUAUAAAGAUUAUAUUAUAUAAAGAGAUGUAUAAAGUAUAUUAUGAAUAGAUUUUAGAUGAUUAUUGAUAUAGAACUAUACUGAUUUUUUUACAUUUUUACGCGAUUAUGAUUCUGUACGUGCAAGGUAGACGGUUCACCUUUUUAACCAAUUUUUCGAGAGAAAUUAUUGUUUCCAUCCCCCAAUACCUCCCAUGUGCUUCAAAGUGAAUUAUGAUUUCCUUAUCCGAAGUUUACCUGAAGGACACUAGCUGUCGCUAGUUCUCGUUAAAGAUCAUCUCCGUAGGUCCGGGUGCAAAUAAAGGGUGAACGAAACUUACUACGCCACUGGAAUUUUCUUAAAAGAUUAAAUGUCGACUCGAAAAUACGAUAGAAGCAAUUUAAUUAAAUGGACAUCUAGAAAGAUUUGAAUAUGUCAUGAAAUAUUUUUCUCGAAACCGUUCAAAUUAUCAUCAAAGAUCUCAGUUUGGAGUUGAUCAAAUAUUUGCUCUCCAACUUCAUCGAAAGUUUGAAUUUUUUUUACGAGAAUAUUUGUGCCUUUGUCCGAACUCAAGCUUAAUUCGUAUACAUAUUAUUGGAAUUUUUGACAAAUUAGAAAAUUGAGACUGAAAUUCGAUACUCAAAUUUCAGCUUACCAACAAAAUUAAAUCUCGUCCGAACUGAAUACAACGUUAGGUUGGUAGCAUUGCUGAAUUUGUGAAAUUAGCUGUCAUCUGUCAAAUUCGAGGCCAAUAUGUCAGACAAUUUUCGAAACUUGCCCUUUAUAUGCACCUGUGGCCAAUUUUUAAGAUCAAUCAUCCCCAAGGACAGACAUUUAAUUGUAGAUAUAUUUAUUUUCAAGAAGACUACUUGAUUAAAGAGUAAAUUUUGAAAAUGCCAGAUUAAACUAUAAAUUUAAUCUAAGUUUUAGAUUUAACGCAUAUUUUCGUUGACAUCAACCAGUGUUGAAUCUUGCAGAUGUUAAUUAUAUAGGUCCAGUGUUGUAAAACUAUUUAUAAUUUUUUUUUUGUUGUGUGUACCCUAUAGAAUAACAUCACAUGUGUUUUUUAUAUUAUGAAUAUGGAUAUUAUGAAGUUAUAGCUUGUAUAGAGAUUUUUAUAUAAUUUAUUAGAUUAUAGUUCUAUGAAAUAAUUAUUGUAAAAAAAGUUUAACAUUGGUUGACGUCAAUUUUCUAUGAUAAGAGGCUAUUGAGUUAUUUUCGUAUCUAGCAAACCAUGUUGAUGAGGACAGAUUGUCAGAAAUUUUGUUUGGGCGACAUGGCUGUGUUAUGUACAUUAUAACAACUUACAGAGACGCCUUUGAACUGUUAACUUUUUGUUAAAUAAAGAAUUAGUUCCAUCCAUUCGAAUUUUUAUUGCAUUCGAUUCACCAUUCAUUCGAAUAUCUUAUCAUUUUUAGUUGCACACGCAUCGUUUUGUUUUUUUUAUUUAUCGAAAAGUUAACACCUUGUAUUAUAGCGAAAGUGUAUAAAUUGGGGAUUCAUGGUAUAUGGUUUCAGUGUUUCGAAUAAAUUUUUGUUCGUCAAAUUUCGUUCAGAUUUUGUGAAAUUCUAGAGCGGGUACUUUAAAAAAUCCGUUAUAAAAGUUUAGGAAUAAUUUUACAGGUGGAGAUUGUGUAAGCUGGAUGUUACUAACAUUUUGUUUAUAUAUUUUAUUUCUGUUGGUUUUAUAAAGUUUUACUGAUAUGUCGAUGUUUUCGUUAUGUAUUUCGAAAAUUUUGUGAAUUAUGUUUUUUCCACUCGAAACAUUCGUUGGUCACGAAAAUAGUAAAUCAAGUACCUAUAUUAGAA